GUGACCUCACGACGCAGUGAGUCUUGUGUGAGAUGCUGGGUUAAUUCUUGCCCCACAGGGACAAUGGGCACCCAGAAGGACAUUCAACCCCCCAAGCAGCAGCCGAUGAUUUAUAUUUGUGGAGAAUGUCACACGGAAAAUGAGAUAAAAUCCAGGGAUCUAAUCAGAUGCAGGGAAUGUGGAUAUAAAAUCAUGCAGAAGAAGAGGACAAAACAACUGGUGGUUUUUGAUGCUCAAUAAAACGUGACA
This is a messenger RNA of Ochotona princeps (American pika), 249 nucleotides long. Its product is annotated as DNA-directed RNA polymerases I, II, and III subunit RPABC4-like. The record is from RefSeq and is a predicted model, not a curated record. Gene Ontology annotation, cellular component: RNA polymerase III complex; RNA polymerase II, core complex; RNA polymerase I complex. Lineage: Eukaryota; Metazoa; Chordata; Mammalia; Lagomorpha; Ochotonidae. The transcript has a single exon. Gene Ontology annotation, molecular function: DNA-directed RNA polymerase activity; zinc ion binding; DNA binding. Gene Ontology annotation, biological process: DNA-templated transcription. The coding region runs from base 64 to 240 and encodes 58 amino acids.